ACCUCGAGUAGAUACUACCAGGCCGAGUAGAUGUGAACUGACCUUGUCCAUUGUUGCCAAAUUUCAACACAAAUCCAAUUGAAUUGUUGCUGUUUAAGUUUCCAGGAAUUAUUAUGUUCUUGAUGGUUGUUGUUAAUAGUGCCUGUUUCUGUUAAGCCUUUCUCUUCUAUCUUGACGGGUUCUUCCCCGUGACACAAAGUCUUGAGAAGAAAAAAAAAAAAAAAGAGGAAGUUGCCUUGACGAUUUAGGUCUUUAGGAGUUUUGCAAUGGGUUUGAGUAGACCUCAAAAGCCUGGCAAUGGAGUUUCUACCAGAUGGGUUUCUCUCUUUUGCAUUGCCAGCUUCUUCUUGGGUGUACUUGUUGUCAACAGAUUUUCGGCUAUUCCUGAUCCAGUUAAAAUGGAUGAGGAGGCUUCUUCUGUACAGAAACAUCUGGGAAAAGAAGUUCAUCCCAUGGUUAAUUGUGAUAAGGCAGGUGAUAUUCUUUCUCAAGUUUCACAAACUCAUGAUGUAAUUAUGACAUUAGACAAAACAAUCUCCUCACUAGAAGUGCAGCUAGCUGCAGCUAGAGCUGCCAGAGCAGAUAGUGAGGAAAGGUCUCCAAUGACUACAAAAUCAGUAACUGAGAACUUGAAGGAUCGCCAGAAAAUUUUCUUUGUUAUGGGAAUUAUUACUGCAUUCAGCAGUAGAAAACGAAGGGACUCAAUCAGGGAAACUUGGAUGCCUCAAGGGGAGGCAUUAAAGAGGUUGGAGAAAGAGAAGGGAAUUAUAAUGCGAUUUGUCAUAGGACACAGCGCAACCCCAGGUGGUGUUCUGGAUCGUGCUCUUGGUGCUGAAGAAGAGCAACACAAGGAUUUUUUGCGCUUGAAUCACAUAGAAGGUUACCAUGAAUUGUCAUCAAAAACGCAAAUGUACUUUUCCACAGCUGUUGCUAAGUGGGAUGCUGACUUCUAUAUUAAAGUCGACGAUGAUGUACAUGUAAAUCUAGGUAUGGUGGGUUCUACACUGGCCCGUCACAGAUCAAAACCCCGUGUUUAUAUUGGCUGCAUGAAGUCUGGACCUGUUCUGGCGCGGAAAGCGGAUAAGUAUCAUGAGCCAGAAUAUUGGAAAUUUGGUGAGGAGGGAAACAAGUAUUUUAGGCAUGCAACUGGACAAAUAUAUGCAAUCUCCAAAGACUUGGCCACCUAUAUCUCAGUCAAUCGGCACAUACUUCAUAGAUAUGCAAAUGAAGACGUCUCUUUGGGUUCCUGGUUUAUUGGUCUUGAUGUUGAGCAUAUAGAUGAUAGAAGUCUCUGCUGUGGUACUCCCCCCGAUUGUGAGUGGAAAGCACAAGCUGGGAAUCCCUGUGCAGCAUCAUUUGAUUGGAGCUGCAGUGGCAUUUGCAAGUCUGUUGAGAGAAUGGAGGAGGUGCACCAGCGUUGUGGGGAGGGUGAUGAAGCCAUCUGGCAUACCAGUUUCUGAAAGCAUACCACUAACCUGGUUGUAAUAUAUUUGUAUAAGUUUGAUCAACGCUAUGCAUCAAACAACACCGUCUAUCCCAAAUUUUGCCUAUCAAUAUCUAGGGACAACUGGUACAGGAUUAAAUUAAUUACUGCACAUAUUCUCAUUUUCAGGGAAAAGAAUGAAAGUCUUUUAGUUUUAAAGUGUCAUUCUCGUUAACUGAAAUUGACGGACAGCAGGUUGGCUUUGUUUUUAAUGUAUUUGAAUCAUUGGAAGGUUAGAUCAAAACUAUUUAAACAGGUUGAUGUAGGCUUAGGGAUGUUGACAUGACCAGGUCUAUAGAGCUUGUUGAUCAAUCAAAAGGGAAGAUAGUAGUCGACAGAGUAGAUGCAUUGGCAGGAUUCUUCAGUGUCAAUAGGGAACACUCCAUUUUUUUCUUUUUCUUUUUUUUGGUUCUGUGGUUAAUAUUUAAAUUGA
Messenger RNA from Durio zibethinus, 1916 nucleotides. Its product is annotated as beta-1,6-galactosyltransferase GALT31A-like. Lineage: Eukaryota; Viridiplantae; Streptophyta; Magnoliopsida; Malvales; Malvaceae. The record is from RefSeq and is a predicted model, not a curated record. Gene Ontology annotation, molecular function: galactosyltransferase activity. Gene Ontology annotation, cellular component: Golgi membrane.